CAACAGCAGCAGCAGCAGCAACAGCAACAGCAGCAGCAGCAACAGCAGCAGCAGCAGCAACAACAGCAGCAACAACGUCAGCAACAUCAGCAACAACACCAGAAACAGCAGCAGCAUCAUCAACAGCAUCAACAACAGCAGCAUCAUCAACAGCAACAGCAUCAGCAACCGCAACAACAGCAUCAACAACAGCAUCAACAACAACAGCAUCAACAACAACAUCAACAACAACAUCAACAACAACAACAACAUCACCAACAACAGCAACAGAAUCAAAAAAAUCAGCCUCAACAGGUCAUUUUCUCCUCUCAGCAGUACGGUGAUCCAUCAUGCUCUUCGCAGCUUUCACCUUACGGCUCAGUAUCAAACGGUAACACACAGCCAAUAAGUUCAAAUAAUAGUUUAUCUCAUAUUGGUGGCGGAAGCGGCGUUCCUUCGUAUCAAACACCCUAUUCCAGCUCUCCAUACAGUGGAAGCGGUAACAUACCAGUAUCUACUGCAGGCUCACUUCCGAAUUUUAUGCCCAGUCUUAGUGCAUCAUCUGUUUAUGGAAUGGGCAUUACCAGUGCUAACCUACAACUUCAACCUCAGAGAAACCAGUCAAAUUCAAACUUACCUACACCUGCUCAAUCAAGCUCAAGAUCGUCACACAUUUCAAUCGGCCAGUAUAGCUCAUCUCCAAAUUCGACUAUGUUAUCUCAAUUUUCCACGCCACAAUCAAACUCUCAAAAUUUGCCAGCCGCUACCAGUGGGCAAGCAAUAUCUUCCGCCACACCACAAACUCCUAAUUUUCCACCUUACAAUACUCAGACUGGGCCAACCAUGAUUUCACCCCUAAGCCUUGACCCAGAAGCUUGUGAAAAGGAACGAGUCAAAAUACUACUGAAAAUAAACAAGGAGCUCUUGCUUGAAGUCAUACGUCUACAAUCUAUUCAUAAUGAAGCCAAAGAAGAAGUGACUAAUAUUUCUACGAACCUGGAGUUAUCAGACAAAGAAAAAACUAAAGGACCUGCUUCCUCGCGGUAUUACUUUGAGUGCAUGCGUCGUCUACAGGCCAAUCUCGCCUAUCUUGCUGCUAGAACAGACAGGAGUAAAUCUUCAAAUCAGCUACCCACUCAUCCUCAGAUUAUGAGUGCACCUACUUUGACAUCAAGCAAUAACCCGCCAGUUCAAGGUUUAAAUCCAUCGCAUACACCAGAGACUAAGAGAGAGAAUGAAGAUACUGAAGCUGAUGUCGACCGUCUUGAAACCUUGAAAGAGUAUUACAAGUCGCUUCAAGCACUCUUUCCUAGUGUCGACCCUCGGAAAGAUUCCCUCCCCAAUACAACUGGAAGAGUUCAGCCACAAAAGCAAGCAAUCCUCGAUCAAAACGUACAGCAAAAAAUGCAAAACGAGAUGUUGCGACAGAAAAUGAUACAGGCUCAGCAAGCCCCACAAAACCACAAGCAAAUGAGCCACAGUCAACAGCAGCAGCGUUGA
Blumeria graminis f. sp. triticale is the source of this 1479-nucleotide messenger RNA. NCBI's taxonomy places the organism in Eukaryota, Fungi, Ascomycota, Leotiomycetes, Helotiales, Erysiphaceae. The record is from the annotation of a GenBank genome assembly.